Lepisosteus oculatus (spotted gar) is the source of this 2379-nucleotide messenger RNA. RefSeq names its product kelch-like family member 22 (gene klhl22). Gene Ontology annotation, molecular function: protein binding. NCBI's taxonomy places the organism in Eukaryota, Metazoa, Chordata, Actinopteri, Semionotiformes, Lepisosteidae. The record is from RefSeq and is a predicted model, not a curated record. Gene Ontology annotation, biological process: proteasome-mediated ubiquitin-dependent protein catabolic process; positive regulation of TORC1 signaling; cell division. Gene Ontology annotation, cellular component: Cul3-RING ubiquitin ligase complex; cytosol; polar microtubule.
GGUUGUUGUGAAGCCGCUUCUGCGCGGAGCUGCUGGUUGCGCAGAGAGUCGAGGCACAGCGAGGAGGAAAAGCAAGCGAAAGCGAAAAAACACUUCUUAUGUAUCCGCCGAUCGCUGCAGUUUUAACCGAAUCGGAAGCACUGACGUUGAAGAUGAAAAGCGGGUUGCUGUCGUUUUUAUGUUUUUCGUUUCCACAUUAAAAAAAUUUCGCAAUUCUGGCACUCGUGUUGCUGGGCGUGAGAUGAUGUGAGCUGGACAGAGAGGGUGGCAGGCAUGGCUGAAGACGGGGAGCUGGUUCAAGCCAGCAGGACGUCUCCGUCUCAGGGGCAGUGUAGCCGCAAGACCUACCACAGCAGUGCCCAUUCCAAGAACCUGCUGGAGGGGCUGGUGGCACUUCGUCAGGGGGCCGUGCUGUUCGACGUGGUCCUGCUGGUGGAGGGCACGCCUCUCCAAGCGCACCGCAUCCUCUUGGCCGCGUCCUGCGACUACUUCAGGGGAAUGUUUGCUGGCGGGCUGCGUGAGAUGCGUGAGAAGGAGAUACAGGUCCAUGGAGUGUCCUGCACAGCUAUGUCCAAGCUCCUCGAUUUCAUCUACACCUCUGAGCUUGAGCUGGACGUGGACAAUGUGCAGGAAGUCCUGUCAGCUGCUUGUCUUCUACAGAUGCAAGACGUGAUUGGCUUCUGCUGUGAUUUCCUCUUCUCCUGGUUGGACAAAGACAACAUCUUGGAGGUAUACAAGCUGGCAGACCUCUUUGGCCUGAGCCAACUGAGUGCCAAGGUGGACGCCUACAUCUUAAAGAACAUCCAGACCUUCUCCAGGACCGCGGCCUAUCGCCAGCUGCCACAGGAAAAAGUGUUCAGCAUUCUGUCAAGCAAUGAUCUGGAGGUCAACUCUGAGAACGAAGUGUACGAGGCUGCACUGCACUACCAUUACACUCCUGAGCAAGUGGAAACGGAUCAGGUGUGCCUGCAGGACCCCCUGAAGAUGAUGGAGGCGGUGCGCUUCUGCCUGAUGGAGCGGCAGAUCCUGCAGCGGCUUCACGACCGGCUGAAGCGCUGCCCCCUGCGGGACACCCUGGCCGCCGCCCUGCAGUACCACAAGCAGGAGGUGUGGCAGCCUGUGAUGCAGAGCUCCCUGACGCAGCUGCGCUCCCACUUCAGGUGCAUCGUGGGCUUCGGGGGCAUGCGCUCCUCGCACUCGGAGACACUCAGCAACGAGGUCAAGUUCCUGAACCCCGUCGCGGGGGAGUGGAGGGACCUGACCACCACCAAGUCCGCGCGCAUGUCCAACCAGGGCAUCGCCGUCCUCAACAACUUCGUCUAUCUCAUCGGAGGGGAUAACAACACCGGGGGCUUCCGCGCCGAGACCCGGUGCUGGAGGUACGACCCCUGCCAUGACAGCUGGGUGAGUAUCCAGCCCCUGCAGCAGCAGCACGCUGACCAUUGCGUGUGCGUGGUGGGCGCGUACCUGUACGCCAUCGGGGGGAGGGACUACAGAGACGAGCUCAAAGCCGUGGAGCGCUACGACCCACACAGCAACACCUGGGAGUACGUCGCCCCCCUGAGACAUGAGGUUUAUGCCCAUGCUGGAGCAGUGCUGGAUGGGAAGAUGUACAUCGGCUGCGGGCGAAGGGGACCUGCCUACCUGAAGGAGACCUGGUGCUAUGACCCUGGGGCCAACCAGUGGGAGAGCCGGGCAGACGGCCCCUUGGGACGCGCUUGGCACGGCAUGGCGGCGGCGAACAGCAGGGUGUACGUCAUCGGGGGCAGCAACGACGACAGGGGCUACCGCCGCGACGUCUUGAAGGUGGCUUGUUACAACCCUGAGACUGACAACUGGUCAACAGUGAGUCCUCUGCCCUCUGGCCACGGAGAGCCUGGCGUUGUGGUGCUGGACAGCCGGAUAUAUGUUGUGGGCGGCCGCUCACAUAACAAGAACAGCCGCAUGGAUUAUGUCCACGUGUAUGACCCCAAGACCGACCGCUGGGAGGCCGGGCCCCCCUUUGAGGACCGAAUCUCCGGCUUGGCGACCUGCGUCCUCCUGCUGCCCCGCUCCGUCGUCACGGAGACGGACAGCUGCCCCUCAGAGCAUCGCGGGAUGAAAAACAUCUGGGAGGACGUCCUGAGUCUGGAGGACUUUGAGGUUUCGGACAACUCCAGCGAGGACUGAGUCAAACCGUGCUUUCUUUUCGAAAGCCACUCGGAGAUGAAAGGGGUUUCCAGGGUUGAUCGAAGCACUUUGGCGUUCUUUCUCGCAUGACACGGUGAAAAUCUUUUUGGUUGCAUUUAUGAGCCACCUAUCAGCUUCAUCAAUAUUGCGCCGACAUAACAAAAAAUAGCCAGCUGAAAAUGAAUGUAAUAAACCAAGAGCCAAGCUUUC